Molecule: messenger RNA, 1141 nt
Organism: Tinamus guttatus (white-throated tinamou)
Lineage: Eukaryota; Metazoa; Chordata; Aves; Tinamiformes; Tinamidae
Source: RefSeq, a predicted model, not a curated record
UCAUGCUCUGUGUCUCUCCCUACAGGGCUGCUGCGAGAGGAGGUGGCCCAGCUGCAGGAGGAGGUUCACCUGCUCCGGCAAAUGAAGGAGAUGCUGGCAAAAGACCUGGAGGAGACGCCCGGCGGCAAGUCCAGCGAGGUCCUCUCGGCCACCGAGCUCAAGGUGCAGCUGGCACAGAAGGAGCAGGAGCUGGCGCGAGCCAAGGAGGCCCUGCAGGCCAUGAAGGCCGACCGCAAGCGCCUCAAGGCCGAGAAGACCGACCUGGUGAGCCAGAUGCAGCAGCUCUACGCCACGCUGGAGAGCCGCGAGGAGCAGCUCCGUGACUUCAUCCGCAACUACGAGCAGCACCGGAAAGAGAGCGAGGACGCAGUGAAAGCCCUGGCCAAGGAGAAGGACCUGCUGGAGCGGGAGAAGUGGGAGCUGCGCCGGCAAGCCAAGGAGGCAACGGACCACGCCAGCGCCCUCCGCUCCCAGCUGGACCUCAAGGACAACCGCAUGAAGGAGCUGGAGGCCGAGCUGGCCAUGGCCAAGCAGUCGCUGGCCACGCUGACCAAGGACGUGCCCAAGCGGCACUCACUGGCCAUGCCGGGCGAGACGGUGCUCAACGGCAACCAGGAGUGGGUGAUGCAGGCCGACCUGCCGCUCACGGCCGCCAUCCGGCAGAGCCAGCAGACCCUCUACCACUCGCACCCCCAGCACUCGGCGGACCGGCAAGGUGAUUGUGUCCCCUUCCACUCGCGGCAGCCCUCCAUCAUCUCCGACGCGUCCGCCGCCGAAGGCGACAGGUCGUCGACGCCGAGCGACAUCAACUCGCCCCGGCAUCGGACGCACUCGCUCUGCAACGGGGAUAGUCCUGGUCCGGUACAGAAAAACUUGCACAACCCAAUUGUACAGUCUCUAGAGGACCUCGAAGACCAAAAACGAAAAAAGAAGAAAGAGAAGAUGGGCUUUGGCUCCAUCUCCAGGGUGUUCGCCCGCGGGAAGCAGCGCAAGUCGCUAGACCCCGGCCUGUUUGACGGGACGGCCCCCGACUACUACAUAGAGGAGGACGCGGACUGGUGACCCCCUUCCCGGCCGGCAGCUCCCGGCGGCUGCCGGCGCCUGUGCCGAGUGUCCGUGCGCGGACGUGUCCAGCCCGGAA